AUGGAUAAUAAAACUUCGGAAAUAAAUUGGUCUGAAAUCACUUAUCCAUUACCAACAAAUUUAUUUGAUAAAUAUACUCAACAAUCAAUAGCUGUACCAAUUGAAUAUUUAGGUAUAAAUAAACAAAUUUGGUUACAAUGUCGUUCAUUUGCAUUAAAUCUAUCAAAAAAAGGUUUUAUUGAUCCAAUAUCAAUAUUAUAUAUAUCAUUUAAGCGUUAUUAUUCAUCUAAUAUAAAAUUUAAUACAUUUACACGUUGGUUAUUAUUAAAUGAAUUAAAUAAAAAUGAUUUUCAAAUAAAUUCAUUACGUUAUCCAACAUUUCAACCAGCUAAUGGAAUUCUUAAAACAAUACAAAUAAAUAAACAAAUUAAUUUUAUUAAUCCAUUAACUGAUAUUGAACAAAUAUGGAUUCUUUUUCCAAUAUCAAUACUUUUACCAACAAAUAAUUAUACAUUAAUACCAAAAGCAAUGAUAUUAGAUAAUAAUGUAACACGUUUAUCAUUAACACAUAAAAGAACAAAUGCAUCACGUUUACAUUGUUUAUUUGCAUUAACACCAAGUGGAAAAUAUUCAAAUCAAUUAAUUAUAUGUAAACCGGGACGACAUUUUAAAAUUAAUUAUACAUCAACAACAUUUACACGUAUUAUUGAAACAAAUAAUAGUGAUAUAUCAUAUGAGCAUAUACAACAAUGGCUUGAUGAUUUUAUUUCAUUAUCAUAUGGAACUAAGAAUAGGUAAUUUGAAGAUUAUAUUUUUUUUUUGUUUUUUUUUUCUAUCGAAAUUUUUAAAUUAUGAAUAUCACUAUUAUAAUACUUAACGAAUUUCAAAUAUAUGAAAAAAUGCUCGUAAUUCAAAAUUUCAGCCGAGUUUCUUUUUGUAAUGAUUGGAUAGAGCUUAUCGAGUUGCAUAAGAAAAAGUGUGGUUUAAAUAAAAAUCAACAUUUCACAAAAAAAAAAAACAUCCAAGACACCAUCAUUUCCAAGUAUAAGAGAAAAUAGACCGAUUAUUCGGACUUUUGUAAAGUUUUUUUUUAAAUUUCAAACAUACAGUUUUUUAUGCAACUUGAUGAGGUCUAUUUAAUUAUUAUAAACGAACUGCUGAAAUUGCGAUUUGCGAAUACUUUUUCAUAUAUUUUAAAUUUGUUAGUUUGAUGAUGAAAACUUUAAUUUAACUCGAAUAUGCCUAACCUUAUUAAUUUUAACAAGACAAACAUCUCCAUUAUCAGAACAAGAAUUACAAUUAAGGAUUUAAUGCGUUAUAUUUUGAGCUUUUUUAAAGAUUAAUUUGCUACUGUGCUUUUUUUCUUAGGUUCCGUGCUAGUCAAUUUUAUAAGUC
This is a messenger RNA of Rotaria sordida, 1335 nucleotides long. The record is from the annotation of a GenBank genome assembly. Lineage: Eukaryota; Metazoa; Rotifera; Eurotatoria; Philodinida; Philodinidae.